UAAUUUUUGUUUUAUAAAUAUAAAAACACAAAAACACCAGAAGUACUAGACAACCCUCCCUCGGUUUCCAACUCCUUUAUUUCUCAUCACAAUUCACAACACACACUUCCAAUCUCUCUCCCAAAAAACCAUAUAUAAAAAACAAAGAAAACCCAGAUACAAAAAAAACACCCAAAAGCUCAAAACCAAUUAAUACUCAGAAACUUGUUGAAGGAACAAAGCAAAGAAUGAGUUAUUACAAUCAGCAACAACCCCCUGUUGGUGUUCCUCCCCCACAAGGUUAUCCAUCUGAGGGAUAUCCCAAGGACGCUUAUCCACCACCGGGAUAUCCACCACAGGGAUAUCCACCACAACAGGGAUAUCCCCAACAAGGAUAUCCUCCACCUCCAGCCUAUGCUCCUCAGUAUCAACAGCCUCCUCCUCAACAACAGAGUAGCGGUGUUGGCUGCAUGGAAGGCUGUUUGGCUGCUUUGUGCUGUUGCUGUCUCUUGGAUGCCUGCUUCUGAUGAGAGCCAAUAUUGCAGCAAAUAGAUUGAAGCAAGAACAAUCAUGUCGCGUAGAGAAAUUCGAUUCCCAAUCUAUUUGUCAAAUACUUGGUCUAUCUUCGAUUGUCUAGUAGUAUUGUUAUUUUUCGUUUCUGACUGUUUAUCAUUUUUAAUAAUAUGAACCUUCUGUGUGCCAA
Molecule: messenger RNA, 682 nt
Organism: Quercus robur (English oak)
Lineage: Eukaryota; Viridiplantae; Streptophyta; Magnoliopsida; Fagales; Fagaceae
Product: cysteine-rich and transmembrane domain-containing protein WIH2-like
Exons: 3
Coding region: 228-506 (92 amino acids)
Cellular component (GO): plasma membrane
Source: RefSeq, a predicted model, not a curated record